CUCACACGCAAACUCUUUGCACGCAACCACAUACACACACACCCACACUCACACUCACACUCUUUGCACGCAACCACAUACAUAAACACACAGGCACGCAUCCACGUACUCCCCCACAAGGCCCCUCCUUUAUCCCAGAGUCUCAUAUUUCCUGUUGUGCCUGUGAAAGCUUCAGUAAGAAUGUUAAGCACUUGAGUUCUGAGCUUGUUCUUCUCACACGCCUGCUGAUUUACAUUCUUUACACUUUCUUCUAGACUGAGUCAGAAACCUUUGAAACACACUAUGCUGAAAGUUCCUUGUCUUCUUGUGGCUUCUUUAUGGCUGCAGCUUUUUCUCUGCAGCUUUUUAGGUCCGGUGGAAGGAGGGAAGGUCCUGGUGAUGCCCGUGGACGGUAGCCACUGGUUGAGUAUGAAGAUCCUGGUGGAAGAAUUGUCUCGCAGAGGACACGAAAUGGUGGUCCUGGUUCCUGACACCAGUGUUUUGAUCCAGGGCUCUGACACAUACACGACUCGGAGCUUUAAGGUUCCGUACACCAAAGCUGAACUGGACGGCAGCAUGAAAAAGCUGCAGGAGCGCAUCAUAAAAGCUCCGGAGUUCUCUGACCUGUUUGAGAACAUCAUCGGGCUUCUCAGCUUCACGAGCAUGCAGGUGAAAGGAUGUGAGUCACUGCUAUAUGACGAGGCUCUGAUGCAGGAGCUGCGUGAAAAACGUUUCGAUCUCAUGCUCACUGAUCCCUUCCUGCCGUGUGGCCCCAUCAUCGGCAAGGCCUUCUCUCUCCCUGCGGUUUAUUUCCUGCGUGGACUCCCCUGCGGAUUGGACCUGGAUGCCGCUCAGUGUCCGUCUCCUCCGUCCUACGUCCCUCGCCUUUUCUCAGACAACACAGAUGUCAUGACGUUUCCUCAAAGGGUCAAGAAUAUGCUCAUGACGGGACUCGAGGGAAUCCUCUGCAAAGUGAUUUAUUCCAGCUUUGACGAACUCACCAGCAGAUAUCUGAAGAAGGAUGUUUCAUAUAGAGAUGUUCUCGCACACGCUGCCAUCUGGCUUAAUCGAUUUGACUUUACCUUUGAGUACCCGAGACCUGGAAUGCCCAAUAUGGUGAAAAUUGGGGGCAUCAACUGUGCCAAGAGGAAACCCCUUCCUGCGGAUCUGGAGGAGUUCGUGGAUGGCUCUGGAGAUCACGGCUUCAUCGUGUUCACUUUGGGAACCUUUGUGUCUGAGAUGCCAGAGUCCAAAACCCAAGAGUUUUUCAAGGCUUUCAGACAGAUUCCUCAGAGGGUUCUGUGGCGAUACACUGGAGUCACUCCUAAAGACAUUCCUGAAAACGUCAAACUGUUAAAAUGGCUUCCACAGAAUGACCUCUUAGCACACCCCAAAGCCAAGGUGUUCAUCACACACGGAGGAUCUCACGGGAUCUACGAGGGGAUCUGUAACGCAGUUCCCAUGGUGAUGAUCCCACUGUUUGGAGAUCAGAGAGACAACGUUAACCGCAUGGUGGUGCGUGGAGUUGCUGAGAGCCUGAACAUGUAUGAUCUGAUCGCAGAGAAACUGCUGAUGGCAAUCAGGAAAGUUCUCAACGACAAGAGCUACAGAGAGAAGAUAACAAAGCUGUCUCUGAUCCAUAAAGACCGUCCAAUCGAGCCGCUGGAUUUGGCCGUAUUCUGGAGCGAGUUCGUAAUGAGACACGGAGGAGCCAAGCACCUGAGUCCGGCCGCUCAGCACCUCAACUGGGUUCAGUACCACAGUCUUGACGUCUUCGGCUUCCUCCUGCUUGUUCUCACCAUCGUCGUUUUUAUCUCGGUCAAAACCUGCAUGUUCUGUGUCAGGAAGUGCUUCAGAAGGACUCCGAAGAGCAAAAAGGAGUGAGGAGGUCAGAGAACGUUCAGGAAACUAAUGGUGAUCGACACAUAAGACUUUAUAUUGUGAUCGUCUGAAACAGAUACACCGUCGUCAUCAUCAUUUUUGUUUUAAUAUCUAGAGGUGCCAACAUUUACGCUUUAGCCGUAGUCAGAACCUGUUUCUAUGGUGACAUUAAAAAAACAAUGAUUCUUAACAUUUCCAGUGAAUUCAUUCACUGGGUCAAAUUCACCCAAGGGGAAAGGACACAGGAUGUGAUAGAUCUACUUACUUUCAUCUAGGUGAACUUUGACCUGCAGAUUAACAAGCCGGUGAUUGUCAAGAAAAUAUUAUUAAGUAUCACACACUAAAUUUUUGCUUCUUUGUUUUUUCUUUUUUCUAAUUGUUUCCUGAUGAAUUAAAAAACAUAACCUUCUCUACUUUCUCACCCUCCUGAUCCAGCACACACCUAAUAUUAAAAUACGCUUUUACCAAGAAGGAAAAAAAAAAGUAUUUUGAUAGAAACCCUGGAUUAACCUUCUUUAAACUUUUCUGUUUUUCCCUCAAACUUUGCAGUUUCUGUGAUUGUACAAAUCACCUGAUAUGAGGCUGAAGCACUGUUCAGGUUCUGAUUGGGUGUCGGUUGCUAAGCAACUAUCUCUAACAUUCUAACACUGCAUCGUUUCGCAAACUACACGUCUUGAGUUAACACAGUGGGAGCCAUGUGAAACGUUCCUCUAGUCGGGGUAAAAAAGGGGUUUAGAAACACAAUAAGCACAAUAAGUGUUGAUAUUUUUUUCAGUAAUGGUAGCAUCUCUGAAUAUGCUACAGGAUUUUGGAAAAACAACUGUGCUUAGUUUGUAAAGAUAUAAAGAGAUAAGUCUAUGUAUCGGUGCUGCUCUUUACAAAGCCACAUUAAACCAUAAUCUCUUUUAACCUCACACUUAAUUUCUGUCUGUUUAAACAGUCAGAAUCGGUGUAGUGUGUCGGACUAUUUAUCGCACCAUCAAUUUAUGGUGCUGUGCUACCUCUAAAAAGAUCGCUACCUCCUGCCUACGUUCCAAGCCACAAACUAUUUACGUUUAAUCUUACAGGAAAUUAGAUAGAUGUAACUCUGGGUGCGUUUCCUUUUAUUCUGAAGUGAGUGUUUAAUCCUUGGCAUUUUACUGAGUAAAUAAGAUGUUUUAGUUUAAUAUUCCAUAAGCAGCUUUAGCACAAGUGCAGCGUCAGAAGGCUGUUAGCUAGUGCUAGCUAUCUGACUUCAGUAGAGUAGCUAAACGACUAUCUGAAUGUAACAAUACAUUUGAAAGAGCUAACACAUACAUGCAAAAACAUGUUACCAAGUAUCAUAAUACACUUUAGUUCUCCAUUCUAAUUGGUCAAAAGGUGUUGACCUUCAUUUUGCUUUAAUACACUAUCAUUUCUAUAGUAACAGUGACCUCUCACUAACAUAACAAGCGGCAUUUUUUGUUUGUUUGUGGGGUUUUGUACAGUAGAGGCUGUAUAGGGAAUGACUGUUUAUAGCUACCGCAACAUUAACUGUAGGAAAAUGAAGUAUGAAGUGUUCUUUAAUAAAAUAAACAUAAAAACGUUAACAGCUGUGGCAUAAAAACAAAUCAUGUUUUAUUUAUUAAUUAUUAAUAUUUGAACAGACACACUGAACAUUUUUGUGACUUUUGUUAUAUAACAAAAGAAACAUUUGUAUAAUCCAUCUUUUUUUUUUUUUUUUAACAUUUUUGUUUCCUUCAUUGUGUUCUAAAUGUGCACAAACUUUUGCACACAGCUACUUGGUGAUGCUGAAAUCUAACUUUCUGUUUAAAGCUAAACUGAUUAUGGGGUCUAAUAGGUUCAAUUAUUUUAUUUCAGAUAAGUCUUUAAGAUUUAAAAGAUUGUUUAUUUUAGAUUUAAUCACGUUUAGGAAUUCUUUAAAAGUGAAUCAUGAAAAUGGUGAAUGAUUUUUUUUUCUCUUUAAAUGAAAGUUUUAUUAUUAUUCUGUUUAAUAAAAUAGUACCUCUGUGAUGUGUUACACAAUUUCCAGGCCGUUUCAGGGUACAUGUGGAACAGGUGGAAAAGAUCCUACAGUGUUGGUUUUAGUUAAACAGCAACUUUAUUUUCUUAUCUAACUGGAUUUUAUCUCCACGGUGUUAGAGAAUUUUCUUUUAUUUUGAUUCACACGAUUCUUUGUUUUGUGUUUCAUUUUCUUAGUACACAUCCAUAAAAAAAAUAAAACCUCUCUUUUCCUCA
This is a messenger RNA of Tachysurus vachellii, 4077 nucleotides long. RefSeq names its product UDP-glucuronosyltransferase-like. Lineage: Eukaryota; Metazoa; Chordata; Actinopteri; Siluriformes; Bagridae. The transcript is spliced from 5 exons. The record is from RefSeq and is a predicted model, not a curated record. Bases 283 to 1863 code for a protein of 526 amino acids. Gene Ontology annotation, molecular function: UDP-glycosyltransferase activity.